Messenger RNA from Myxozyma melibiosi, 2951 nucleotides. Its product is annotated as OPT oligopeptide transporter protein-domain-containing protein. The transcript has 2 exons. Bases 207 to 2813 code for a protein of 868 amino acids. Gene Ontology annotation, molecular function: oligopeptide transmembrane transporter activity. The record is from RefSeq and is a predicted model, not a curated record. NCBI's taxonomy places the organism in Eukaryota, Fungi, Ascomycota, Lipomycetes, Lipomycetales, Lipomycetaceae. Gene Ontology annotation, biological process: transmembrane transport. Gene Ontology annotation, cellular component: plasma membrane.
CGUCUACUGUACUUUAUAUAAAUACAAUGGUCGAAUUCUGCUAGUACAGAUUUUCAUAGCUUCAGUCUCAGACGUCAAACACCCCGACUAGAGCGUUUUGAGAAAGUGCUCUUGACCAAGUUCCGUUUAUCAGCCGAAGCUGAAAUUCUCCCUAUCACUCGACUGCUAAAGUUGCUGUCCAACUGUCGAAAAAAUAGAGGAACGAAAUGUCUACGUCCACUCUUCCAGAUGAUAGUGACUCGGUGAAAGAGAAAAGACCGAUCGUGUCGAUUAUUGGCGACCUCACGCCGCUCGCUAGCGGCGACGAGAAGAAGAAAGUUGACUUAUCCGUCGUUGAUGUGGAUGCCGAGAAGACAUUGACUCGUAUCAAUGAGCUUGCCAAUACAUACUGGGACGACGACGGUUCUGUUGAUCCUGUCACUCAAUUCUUGUACAAUGUGGUACAGGAGACGACACUUGAGAGAGGUCUUGAGAUCUUGAAAGAGGCCUACGACGAGCAUUUUGACGACGUCAAUUUUCCACCCAAGGACCUUGAAUACAUCCGAACUCUUUCGUUGGGCUACGAGCAUUUUCAAGGUGACCUUGAGUCUUAUGCUUUGGACGUAAGAGUUAUGGCUGCUCUGAUCGACUCACAUUCGCCAUAUCCUGAGGUGCGAGCUGUUUGUGAUCCAUUCGAUGACCCCACGGUUCCGGUAGAGACAAUCCGCGCCUACGUUCUCGGUCUCAUCUGGGUUGCAAUCGGCGCUUUCGUUAACGAGUUUUUCCAACAACGUCAGCCACAUCUGAGCAUCACGUCGACUGCUAUCCAGCUACUUCUAUAUCCAUGUGGUACAUUCUGGGCCAAGGUAGUACCAGACUGGGGCUUUGUAUUCCGCGGGAAUCGCAUCAGCCUUAAUCCUGGACCAUGGUCGAACAAAGAGCAGAUGUUAGCCACGCUUAUGGUGAACAUUGCUGCGACCACUCUCAAUUUUGCGUCAUACAUCAUCGUCAUGCGCUUGGAAAUGUUUUUCAACUUGAAAUGGGUUUCGUUUGGGUUCAUGUUUGUCAUGAACCUAUCGACUCUGUUCUUCGGUUUUGGAUUGGCUGGAAUGAUGCGUCGAUGGGUAAUCUACCCGGUGAAGACUAUGUGGCCCACAGUGCUUCCGACGCUGGCUCUCAAUCGUGCGCUUCUAGUCCCCGAAAGCCGCACGAAUAUACACGGCUGGACGAUUUCGAGGUACCGGUUUUUCUUUACGGUGCUGAUCGCGUCGUUCCUCUACUUCUUCAUCCCCGACUACCUAUUCAAAGCUUUGAGUUACUUCAACUGGAUGACAUGGAUCGCGCCUCAAAACAAAAAUCUGGCAAUUAUCACGGGCUCUUACAUUGGAUUGGGUUUUAAUCCGAUCUCUACCUUUGAUUGGUCCUUGAUCAACUAUACUGUGCCACUGACGGUUCCUUUUUUUUCCCUUGUGAACCGAUACCUUGGAAUGGUCUUUGGUUCUUUCAUCUUGAUUGGAUUCUACUGGAAGAACUACAAAUGGACGUCUUACAUGCCCAUAAACUCUGCGACUUUGUACGACAAUCUCGGAAAAAAGUACAAUACGAGUCGGGUAUCGAGCAAUCUCGUGCUUAACGAAGAGGCCUAUUUGAAUUACUCGCCUCCCUAUAUCUCUGCUGGAGCGCUGCUGCUGAAUGGUGGCCUGUUCACUCUUUAUGUGCUGGCGUUUACCUAUGUGAUGUUGACGGAGCAUCGGCUACUAUGGAAGGCUCUCAGGAACCUCUGGUUUGCCAUACGUCAUCCGCGUACCUCAACGAUGGCGGAGUUUAACGACCCUCAUACGAGGAUGAUGAGGAAGUACAAAGAAGUCCCAGACUGGUGGUACCUUUCUGUUUUGGUUCUUUCUUUCGUAUUUGGAGUCAUCGCGGUCACGCACUGGCCUACAGGCACGCCAGUAUAUGGCAUCGUCGUCAUUGCGCUUUUGAGUAUCGCUAUGCUGAUUCCCAGUACAGUGGUGUACUCAAUCACGGGAUAUGAGCUCAAUAUCUACUAUUUUGCUGUCGUGAUCACCGGAUACAUGUGCCCAGGUAAUGGGAUGGCAAAUAUGCUCUGUCGGCUUUACGGGAAUAACAUCGACGUUCAAGGAGAGUCGUUCAUUUCCGAUCAGAAGCUAGGACAUUACAUGAAGCUUCCACCGCGGGCGGUAUUUCGGGCGCAGAUGAUUGCGGUGUUUGUACAAGGUUGUAUCUGCAUUGGCGUUGUGCAGUUCUGCAUGGACUCGAUUGAGGAUUUUUGCAGUACAACGCAAGCAGACAAGUUCACCUGUACUUUCCCGCAUCAGCUCUACUCGCAAACAAUCAUGUAUGGCAUUAUUGGACCCCAAAGGAUCUUUUUCACGUUGUAUCCGGUCCUCAAGUACUGCUUUUUGAUUGGAUUUUUGAUUGCGAUCCCGGCAUACGCUUUGAAGCUCUACUUUCCCAGGGUUAUGAUGUAUUUCCAUCCUAUCCUAUUUGCCAAUGGGUUCAGUAGAUGGGGCUCUACCUACAAUCUGUCGUACUAUACCCCUGGUCUUAUCGCUGGAUUUGUUUUCAACAAGUAUAUCAAGCACCGAUACGUCAGAUGGUGGACAAAGUACAAUUACGUUCUUACUUCUGGUUUGUCGGCAGGAGUUGCAUUUGGGGGAAUUGUGAUCUUCCUUGCUCUGCAAUACACUAAUACUUCGCUGGAAUGGUGGGGGAACAGUGUUUAUUCGCAAGGUGUUGACUUUGCAAAAACGGCGACUUUGAAGACAGUGCCAGAGGGCGGGUUUGGAUUGAAAGUAGGACAGUUUUCCUGAUAUGGUGGAUGUUGAAGAUAUAUUUGUUGAGCAUGCUUAUAGUCAGAAUAAAAUAUCGUGGGGUCAAACCAUUUAUUAUAGUUUUAUAUAUCAUCGCUAAAAUGGGCCUAUCAUGUUUGUUGUGAUGGCUGUAUAGUU